AUGAAAAAUUCUUGGUUUUCACCUCCAACAGAUCAAAAAUUAACAGUUAAUGAGCUUAAGCGGAAACUUGAACCAUACAUAGUUGAAGGAGAAAGUCAUCUUCGUGAAUCAUUAUGUGGUUCUUCAGCUCUUCCUGAUGAUGUUUUAGAUAUUUCGAUUUAUGCCGAACCAAAGAAACAAAUUACAUUCCCUAUCGCUGUAGGGACAGCAGGGAAGGGAAAAACUACAUUUGCAAGAAAGGCAUAUGAUAAAAGAAAGAUUUAUGCUGAUGGCAUAUCGGAUGAACUUAAAAUGAUUUUAGAUGAUUGCUUGGAUGUUGAAGUUGUUGAGACAUUAUUUGGGAAAAGUUUGCUUUAUGAAGCUUUAAAAUAUCAUCUGAAAGGGAUUCAAAAUUUCAAUGAAUUUACGAAACCAAUGUACUUUUUGAGGGAGGCCAAUCCAAGAACGCAUGCAAGCUCUUUAUUUGAUUCAAUUACAUCUUCUGGUGCCUGUAUUGAAGAAAUAUCACUGCCAUUACUUAGUUCAGAACGUGCACAAGAAGUGAUCUUAGAUUUAGCAAAUCGGGAUUUGGAAAUAGGUGAGUUGAUUUUCCUGAAAAAAGAUAAGCUUGUACUCCCAUUUCUCACUUUACAGCAAGUUUAUCAUCAUUUUGAUCACAGCAAGUUGCCAGCUAUUAAACUUCUUCAUGAUAAAAAAAUUAUUGAAGGUCAAAGAGGAAAUUGUUGGCUUUCUGAUUUGGUUCCAUUGUGGAAAGGACAGUCAGAUAAAUUUAUUGAGUUUGAACCCAAAUUUGUUGUGCAUUCAACUCCUUAUAGAAUUGAAAAAGACUACUGGAAUCAAUUUUUUAAUAAUUAUUCAAAAGAAUUAAAUAAGAAAUAUAAACAAGAAGUUGUCAGUAUAAAGAAAGAAAUUAUUGGACAUUUACCAAAUAUUCUAGUUGUGAUAACUUCAGAAAAUAUAAGUGAUUUUUAUGAAGAUAUUUUAGCAAGAAUGAAACUGUAUUCUAUUGGACGAAGUUAA
This is a messenger RNA of Funneliformis geosporum, 1020 nucleotides long. Lineage: Eukaryota; Fungi; Glomeromycota; Glomeromycetes; Glomerales; Glomeraceae. The record is from the annotation of a GenBank genome assembly.